This is a messenger RNA of Fasciola hepatica (liver fluke), 222 nucleotides long. The record is from the annotation of a GenBank genome assembly. NCBI's taxonomy places the organism in Eukaryota, Metazoa, Platyhelminthes, Trematoda, Plagiorchiida, Fasciolidae.
AUGUCCGCCGCUACACCUCCGAAACGGAGUCAACUGGAAGCAACUGCUAAUGUCAGCUAUCUUUGGUGUCCAGUAGUCACCACCAUCAAUCCCUAUUCGAGACACUCGGAGGCACUUUGUACAGAAAACGGAAACAGUAACGAAGUCUGUGGAAUAACUGUCGACGCAGACGUGGCCGUCCAAACCGAAAGUGUUGAGGUACUGCAAAGUACACAAAAAUGA